AUGGCACCUGUCACCAAAGCCCGCAAAACCCGAGCCACUGCGACCAAGCCCUCAUCGCGAGAUAACAAUUUGUAUGACCAUGAGGUUACCAACCCACACAGUUUACACAACCUGGACGCGACCACGACAAAGCCCCUUCACGAUCUAUACGUUGACGAUAGCGACCGAUACUCCAACACUUCGCUAAAGCGCAAGCGUUCUGUUUCUCCNCCAAGCACUUCACGACAUCCGGCUGGCAUGACUGUUGACUCUGCUUCAAGUUGUGGAUCCUCCGAACUGAGCCCAGCGCACCAAGAUUUGCUACCCAUGUCGUUGACUAUUGAGGUUCCGCGUGGUCACGAAGGGCCUUUGGUUGUGGACCUCGAUAUCAAGUCCCUACUUGCACAGGCUCAGUCUUUGAUACGCCCACUUCCCACUUGUCUAUCUCCACGCUCCGUCUCAUGUGCAGAUUCCGGCUACUCCAGUACAUCGAGCGUCACCUCGGAGAUCAGCAAGCCCAACACCACCUCAAAACGCAGUUUCCUAGAUCUCCCAGCCGAGAUUCGCAAUCAGAUCUAUCGGCUCGCGUUUGUCUCGAAGGACAAGUUGGACUUUGCAUAUCCCAACAACUUCAGCCGAUCUUCGUCGUUGCUUCGAACCUGUCGCCAAGUCCACGAAGAGGGCCGCAGUAUUUUAUACUCUGAGAACACCUUCUACUUCCAGCGCCGCAAGAAGGAGCGAGCUGUCCGCUGGACAACAGACACGUACGAGAUUGGCUACAAGGAUGUUCAGUUCUUUCUAAAAAGCAUCGGUCUUGCCAAUGUCAGUCUGCUCCGUCGUCUGAUCAUUAUGUUUGAAGACGCUACGCCGUCAAUGAACACACAUCUCCGGGAUGCCGAUGAACGUAGAUUCACCAAUGACGAAGACCUGAUGGACACGUUACGCAUACUGGGUGACCACACAAUGCUUAAGACUCUAGAUCUGUGCUUCCAAGGAAGACGGAUGUUUUACAACAAAGACGAAUCUCGGUUCAUCGACAAUCUUACUCGGAUCAAAGCGGAUCAGGUCCAGUGUAUCAACAACCCUGAUACACCUUUCUCCAACUGGAAGGGGCUCUCGAAGAUCGCCUCGGCAGAUGCAGAUCGUCUCAUCCAUGAGAUGACACGACGAGUCACGAUUUUCCGCUGA
This is a messenger RNA of Aureobasidium vineae, 1167 nucleotides long. Lineage: Eukaryota; Fungi; Ascomycota; Dothideomycetes; Dothideales; Saccotheciaceae. The record is from the annotation of a GenBank genome assembly.